AUGAGACGACUGGCUUUGGAGUUGAUGCGCAGACGCCCACGGGUCCUAGCGGACCGCAUAGAAGGGUACCGAGAGAGCGGACCGACGUCUCCCCAGGCCCACUCUCUAGUGUCCUUGAAAGGUCGUGGGGGUCCGGGCAGGCUCCCGAUGCCUGGCAAAUGUGAGUCUGCUGGCAAAUUACUGCCCACGUACGGGGUGACUCUGGGCCUGGGGCGGUGCAGGAGCUCUAUAAAAGCCGGCCAAACUCCCCACUCGCUCAGCCACUUCUCUCGCCUCCACCUCCUUGGGAACCAGGUGCACCUCCCACCUUCAGACAUGUCCUGCUACAACCCAUGCGUGCCAUGCCAGCCCAGCGGGCCAGCCCCGCUGGCCAGCAGCUGCAAUGAGCCCUGUGUUAGGCAGUGCCAGGACUCCACCGUUGUCAUCCAACCCUCUGCCGUGGUGGUGACCCUGCCCGGCCCCAUCCUCAGCUCCUUCCCGCAGAGCACCGCCGUGGGAUCCAGCACCUCUGCUGCCGUUGGCAGCAUCCUCAGCUCUCAGGGAGUCCCCAUCUCCUCCGGAGGCUUCAGCCUCUCUGGCUUCGGCGGCCGUUUCGGUGGCUCCAGGUGCCUGCCCUGCUAA
Messenger RNA from Rhea pennata, 621 nucleotides. RefSeq lists its product as uncharacterized. The coding region runs from base 1 to 621 and encodes 206 amino acids. Gene Ontology annotation, cellular component: intermediate filament. The transcript has 3 exons. Lineage: Eukaryota; Metazoa; Chordata; Aves; Rheiformes; Rheidae. The record is from RefSeq and is a predicted model, not a curated record. Gene Ontology annotation, molecular function: structural constituent of cytoskeleton.